Messenger RNA from Penicillium nucicola, 855 nucleotides. Its product is annotated as putative U-box domain protein. The coding region runs from base 1 to 855 and encodes 284 amino acids. Gene Ontology annotation, molecular function: ubiquitin protein ligase activity; protein-folding chaperone binding. NCBI's taxonomy places the organism in Eukaryota, Fungi, Ascomycota, Eurotiomycetes, Eurotiales, Aspergillaceae. The record is from RefSeq and is a predicted model, not a curated record. The transcript is spliced from 3 exons. Gene Ontology annotation, biological process: protein quality control for misfolded or incompletely synthesized proteins; positive regulation of proteolysis; cellular response to misfolded protein. Gene Ontology annotation, cellular component: cytoplasm.
AUGGCUCAAGAGCUCAAGGCAAAGGCCAACGAGCUCUACAAGGAGGGGGAUUAUACAGGCGCCGAAGACUUCUAUUCCCAAGCGAUCGCAAAGAACCCUAAAGACCCUAGCUUCUUCACAAACCGCGCAAUCACCCGAAUACACCUUACGAAAUGGGCAGAUGUGGAACAUGACGCGCGCAGCGCAAUCACCCUCCACGGCGCGAAGAACCCUCUCGCCCUGAAAAGCAGCUAUUAUCUCGCCCAGGCACUGCUCGGCCUCCAGCGCCCACAGGAAGCCUACGAUGUUGCAUCUGACGCGUACAAGCAGAGUCUCGCGGUGAAGAAUGCCCAGACGGAAAACUUGUCGCACACUGUGUUGCGCGCUAAGCAGGCUAUCUGGGCGGCGAGGGAGACUGGGCGGUUGAGAGAGAUGAAUGCGACGCUUGGGGCUGUGGAGGCGCUUAUCGAGGCUGAUGUGAAGAGGGCGCUGGAGGAGUUGGAGGGGAAAUUGGAGAGAGGCGAGAUUGGAGAGAUUGGAUUUGGAGAGGAUCGGGAUGCUUUGAGGGUUGAUGCGGAGACGAAUGUGCGGAAUGUUCGAGAGGCUUUUGCGCUUUCUUCGAAGGGGGAGGUUCAGGAGAGGGUUGUGCCUGACUAUCUCAUCGAUGGGAUUACCUUUGAGAUCAUGCAUGAUCCAGUCAUCACGCCUUCUGGAACUAGCUUUGAUCGCAUUGGCAUCUCGAAAUACGUGGAGAAGUCGGGGGUUGAUCCUCUGACGCGUGCGCCUAUGACUGUCCGCGACUUGCGCAACAAUUAUGCCCUCAAGGCUGCUUGCGAGGAGUUCUUGACGAACAAUGGAUGGGCGGUUGACUGGUGA